Molecule: messenger RNA, 887 nt
Organism: Daphnia magna
Lineage: Eukaryota; Metazoa; Arthropoda; Branchiopoda; Diplostraca; Daphniidae
Exons: 2
Coding region: 39-518 (159 amino acids)
Source: RefSeq, a predicted model, not a curated record
CAUUUUGGUUAUCUCAGAAAUAAUUUAAACUACAAGAAAUGGAUCCAAACCUGGAUUACCAAGAGAAUUUCAAUCACCACACAGCUGUGGCAAAAGCUCUUUCACAUGAUGUGCAAUCAGAGGUUUUCUAUGGUACUAUUAGGGCCCUUCUUACAACAAUACAAAUAUCCAGAAGGCGAAACUACAAGCUGACGGAGCCCCCUGAUCUCUUGCCUAUAACUGAAGCUCUGAUUAGUAAUACAAAGCCAACUAUAGACCUUGCCAUAGUGGCUGGGAAGAUAAACUGGCUGACAAAAGUAUUCAUCCAAAACAAUCCUGUGACAGUCGAGCAUUUGACAAUUCAGUCUUCACAGAUCAUUGAAACUAUUCCCAAGAUCUGCUUCUUAUUUGGAAUUAUUGAUUGUCUACCUUGUGACAGAUAUGAUGGGAUGGUACUCUCAUCAUAUUCGCCACUAAACUUUAUUUCUGUGCUCAGGAAUCGGGUAAUUUGGCCGUUCAAGUUGCCAUCUUGUUGCUAAACGAUGAAGGACUGACCAAAGAAGACCGAGUGCGUCAGGUUGAAGAAUGUGCCCAAAUAGUAUACCAAAUUCUUCUACGUUGCCGACAUAAAGGUGCCAUCGAGGCAGCCGGUGAUGCUAUGGGCUUACUCUGCCGAAGAUUGUUUGCUAGCCGAGAGGAAACGAUCAAAGCUAUUCCCGGCAAUAUAUUGACGAACUUUCUUGAUCGACUCGAAAAUUCAAAAUUGGGUGGAAGUUGGUCUUGAUAUUCGUUUUUCCUUGCAUACUAAUUUAAAAAAUGGCCAAAGGAGAGGCAUCGGGGGAGAUUCUCAAUAACACGGGCACGAUGGAAUACCAAAAAGCUUCACGUCAACUCUCUGUCUCAUUCAG